AUGCUUGGCGAAGUUUUUGACCUGAAAAAUAACGGAGCAGCCAAUUACACAAAUAAAUUGUUUGGAGUGUUAGAACUCGUCAACAAAAAGCAGUUUGAUCGACUCAACGAAUUGGGCAUUAUACCAACCACCUUUGGACUGCGGUGGGUUCGAAUGCUCUUCUCUCGAGAGUUUACCAUAGAGAACACCAUAAAACUGUGGGAUGGCAUAUUCUCUUAUGGGCAUGCGAUGUCUUUGAUCAAAUCGAUUUACUUAGUUCUUUUACUCGACUGUUGUCAAGAAGAGGAUGACGGGAUACUCAUGAGACUGAUGCAUGACCCCGCAAAGAACUAUACGAAUAUAGAAAACUUGUUAAGAGACUCUAUUGCAUUUGAUCAACGCCACAGACAUGUACUGAAUAUAUAG
This is a messenger RNA of Entamoeba invadens IP1, 405 nucleotides long. RefSeq lists its product as hypothetical. Lineage: Eukaryota; Evosea; Mastigamoebida; Endamoebidae. The record is from RefSeq and is a predicted model, not a curated record. The coding region runs from base 1 to 405 and encodes 134 amino acids. The transcript has 2 exons.